GUGCCCUCCUAAUGAUGUCAAUCGACACUUGGCUUAUAGCACAAGCAGCCGACUUUUCUUCUCGCAAUUACCAUCAUGGCCGACCGUGGAGAGUACAAGCGGGAAGGGGAUGAGGAACCCGAGGAGGAGGUCGAUGAAUCUGAUUACAAAACACAAAAGGAUGCCAUUAUUCUGGCAAUUGAAGUCAGCGACUCCAUGUUGGAACCCCCUCCAGCAUCCGGCUCUAAGAAGGCAGACAAGGACAGCCCAGUCCAGGCGGCGCUGAAAUGCGCCUAUCAACUCAUGCAGCAGCGCAUUAUCUCUAGUCCCAAGGACAUGAUGGGCAUCCUAUUCUUCGGCACCGAAAAGUCCAAGUUCCACGACGAGGACGGGAGGGGAGGCCUAGGAUACCCGCACUGUUAUGUCUUCAUCGACCUGGACGUCCCGGCGGCCAACGACGUCAAAGCACUAAAGAGUCUUGUUGAAGGAGCCGACGCCUACGAACACGACGACGAUGACGAGUACGAAUUCCUGAAGCCGGCCAAGGAGAGGGUGCAGAUGGCCAAUGUCUUCUUCUGCGCGAAUCAAAUAUUCACCACAAAGGCCGCCAACUUUGGCAGCCGUCGACUGUUCGUCAUCACUGAUAACGACGACCCGCAUCCGUCCGAUAAGUCGGCCAAAUCGGCGGCCGCGGUACGAGCGAAGGAUCUCUAUGAUCUCGGCGUCACCAUUGAGCUCUUCCCGAUAACGCAGGGCGAUGGUUCUUUUGAUCUCAGUAAAUUCUAUGAUGACAUCGUAUAUCGCGACACGGGUGGCGAAGGCAAUCUCACCGAAGUUCGCAGCUCCAAAUCAGGCGAUGGCCUGACACUUCUAAACUCUCUAAUUUCAAACAUCAAUUCAAAACAGACGCCAAAGAGGGCUCUAUUCUCAAAUUUGCCGCUGGAGCUCGCACCGGGUCUGAGGAUAUCAGUGAAGGGAUACAAUGUCCUCCAUCGUCAAACCCCAGCGAGGAAUUGUUACGUCUGGCUGGACGGCGAAAACCCCCAGAUGGCCAUCGGCGAAACCACACGCAUGGCCGAGGAUACAGCCAGGACAAUCGACACUAGCGAGAUCAAGAAGGCCUACAAGUUCGGCGGCGAGUAUGUCUACUUCUCGCCGGAGGAACAGAAGGUCGUAAAGGACUUCGGAUCGCCCAUCAUCCGCAUGAUCGGCUUCAAAUCCGGCGCGUCAAUCCCCUUCUGGGCCAGCGUCAAGAAGUCGACGUUCCUGUUCCCCAGCGAGGAGGACUACGUCGGGUCUACGCGGGUCUUCACCGCCCUCUGGCAAAAGCUAGUGAAAUCCCGGAAGGUUGGCAUCGCAUGGUGCAUCGUCCGCACGAACGCCAACCCUGUGCUCUGUGCUGUUGUGCCGUCUCGAGAGAGCUCCGGGGAAGACAAUGGCACGCCGUAUCUUCCGGCGGGUUUGUGGCUUUGCCGUCUCCCGUUCGCCGACGACUUGCGUGACGGCCCCGCGGGGGGCUGCGACUCGGCUCCCGUCUGCGCGUCCGACGACCUGGUCGACAAGAUGCGCGUCAUUGUGCAGCAGUUGCAAUUGCCGAAAGGCACAUACGACCCGACGCGGUACCCGAACCCUGCGUUGCAAUGGCACUACAAGAUCCUGCAAGCGCUGGCGCUGGAGGAAGAAGUACCCGGAAAGCCGGACGACUCGACCGAACCCAAGUACAGAGCCAUCGGUAAGCGGGCGGGCGGGUACCUGCAAGAGUGGGACGAGAGGCUACGAGAGGAGACGAAGACGGUAUUGGGGACGAGGAAGUUCAAGCGGGAGCUGGAAGAUGAUGACGAUGGCGUGGAGUCGAAGCCGGCGAAACGGACCAAGACGGCUUCUGCGAAGCCCUCUACAUCGGGCAUGACUGACGCCGAGCUGAGGUUUGCAGUGGCCAGCGGUUCACACAAUAAGAUGGUCGUGGCCGGGCUGAAAGAUCUGCUUGUUUCCAGGGGGCUGAGCUCCGCAGGCAAGAAGGCCGACUUGAUCGAGAGGUUGGAAGAGUGGGCGGAGGAGAGUAUAUAAUCAGGAGCCGUCUGUUUUUUUGCAUGUCUCGAGCAUGAGCUUUGUAUCCAUAGGUGGGAGAGCAACGCUGGGGUUGGGGAGGAGACCGCUGUCGGCUUUUGGGCUGGGAGUGUUCGAUAUAAAAGAGAGCCAUCAUCACGACAAGUUGUCGACGCCUUUUUCUUCCACCACCACCAUCACCACACCACUAUAAUUGCAUAGUGUGUAUGAGAUACACUGGGCGGAUUUUCUGUUUAUAUCGUG
Molecule: messenger RNA, 2289 nt
Organism: Sodiomyces alkalinus F11
Lineage: Eukaryota; Fungi; Ascomycota; Sordariomycetes; Glomerellales; Plectosphaerellaceae
Product: Ku DNA-binding complex, Ku70 subunit
Exons: 4
Coding region: 76-2046 (656 amino acids)
Biological process (GO): telomere maintenance; double-strand break repair via nonhomologous end joining; cellular response to gamma radiation
Cellular component (GO): Ku70:Ku80 complex; nucleus
Molecular function (GO): DNA helicase activity; double-stranded DNA binding; telomeric repeat DNA binding
Source: RefSeq, a predicted model, not a curated record